AUGGAUUACAUACAUAAAAAGCUUAACAACUUGAGAAUACUUAUCCAUAAUAACAAUAAUAACAAUCACGACAAACACUCGACGGCUACCAAUAGUUCCGAUACAUCGAAACAGGACGAAGACGUACCGCUAAAUAGUUUGAGUCGUGAAACUGGAGACCCGUGCGGUGAAAGUGAGGACAUAUUGUCGUUACCCACCUGUUCUAAGAGCGAGGAGGAAGUUCAGAGUAAUGUCAGUUCCAAUGGCAGUACAGAAAAUAGUAUAGUUUCUCUAUUAGGAAAACAGCAUAUAGUGAAACGGUCGGAACAGUUCCGAUAUCAAGACGCCGUGAGAAGUGCCACGUACUCCAAGAGUGAGUUUGUUUUACACGCACUUCAAUGGCAUAACAUUGUUAGGUCACACCACGGAGUGACACCUUUGAUGCUGUCACUAGAGUUGUGCCAAAAGGCCCAGUUCUGGGCCAACCAUCUCUCACAUACCGAUACAUUCUAUCAUAUGAACGACCCGGAGAUCGGCCAGAAUUUGAUGUCCAAAUGGACUUAUUAUUCCGAAUUUGAUCCGUCAGCUGAAGAUGUUUGCAAAUAUUGGUAUAAUUACAUCGAUUCAUAUGAUUUUUCACUUGAGCCCCAUCUCCUACAUACUCAGUCCAAUCAUUUUACACAACUAAUAUGGAAAAGUUGUAAAUAUUUUGGCAUCGGUAAGGCCCGUACACGUAAUGGUAAACUAAUAAUAGUUGCCAAUUACAUACCGCCGGGAAACGUGUCCAACAAAUUUGCCGAAAAUGUAUUGCCGCCGAUGUUUGGCGAUCUCGAGUCUCGUCGCAAUACAUGUAUACUAAAGACUAACCAUAAGCUUAUAGUUAAGUCGGCAAAGAAACUCAAACGAAACCGACGUCUAAGUCCAUUGAUUACUCUGAGCAACGGAUCUAACGUUAAUUCAAGCCUAUAAUCCCAUUCCCCAUAACAUUAAUGGUUAUCCCCGUUGAUCAU
This is a messenger RNA of Oppia nitens, 989 nucleotides long. RefSeq lists its product as uncharacterized. The transcript is spliced from 4 exons. The coding region runs from base 1 to 948 and encodes 315 amino acids. NCBI's taxonomy places the organism in Eukaryota, Metazoa, Arthropoda, Arachnida, Sarcoptiformes, Oppiidae. The record is from RefSeq and is a predicted model, not a curated record.